Messenger RNA from Chlamydomonas reinhardtii, 2747 nucleotides. RefSeq lists its product as uncharacterized. Bases 170 to 2296 code for a protein of 708 amino acids. Gene Ontology annotation, cellular component: endoplasmic reticulum; cell periphery; membrane. The transcript is spliced from 2 exons. The record is from RefSeq and is a predicted model, not a curated record. Gene Ontology annotation, biological process: sphingolipid catabolic process; ceramide biosynthetic process. Lineage: Eukaryota; Viridiplantae; Chlorophyta; Chlorophyceae; Chlamydomonadales; Chlamydomonadaceae. Gene Ontology annotation, molecular function: glycerophospholipase activity.
GCGACAUCAGCAACACAUACAUAAAGACUUGCUUUCAGGAAGUAUUUGAAAUGGCUGCUGCGCGGGAAUUUGGCAGUAAGGAUUGCGCGCGCAGGCAACCGUGCGCGCUUUUGUAGUCAUCACAGUUCAUUGAAUUGUUUCAAGCGUUCAAGUAGUCUUACUGGCGAACAUGUUGGCAACUGGACAUGUGUGCGAGUGGUCGCGCCUAACAGAAGGCCUCAUUCACAAAAUAGCUAGCUAUCUCCAUCCUAACGAGGUUGCAACUAGCCUCAGGUUGCUGAACCACGAGACAGCGCAGUGCCUGAAGGCGCACAACUGCAUUCAGCUCUCGCAGCCAGUCACUCCAGCGCCUUCGUGGUCUGAUGAUGAACGACCUGCGUAUGUGGCUUCCCAGUCCUGGCCCUCGGCUGCGUUUGUGGCGCACUGGGGCCGACCGCAGCCCUGGCGCGCCCUCAGCUUGCAACAGCGGUGCCGGCUGCUGUGCCUGGCCGCGAACUCGGGCUGUGCUGCGAGCCUUGAGGUCGCGCUGGCGCAGUGCGGCUGCAGCCUGACGUCGGAGGUGGCCGUGGCUGCCGCGCUCGGCGGCAGCGUGUCUGCAUGCGAGACGCUGCUGAUCCGGGAGGGCUGCGACUGCAUGGCGCGCCUGGAGGACGUCGCGGCGGAGGCCGGUCACCUGGAGCUGCUGCGCUGGCUACGUCAGGCUCGGCGGGAGUCUAAGCUGCUUCGAUACCCUCCGAUGCAUUUACUGCAGAAGCACGGGCAUUGGGAUUUUUCAACGCCGGUCGCGGCCUGCCGUGGCGGCCACGCGCACAUCCUCGCCUGGCUGCAGACGGCGGAGGCGCAGGGACUCGGCAGAGCUCCGGGCGCGGUUGCGGCAGGGCCAUUAAAGCUGGCUCACCCAAUAGCCGUGCCAUUCCUGACGGGCGCGGCCGGCGCGGGCGGGCACGUGCAGCUACUGGAUCAACUGCUGCCGCGCCUGGAGCCCAGUCCCACAAGGGCGACGUGCAGCAUGCUGGAGCAGGUGGCGCAGGGCUGCCCGCUGGAGGCCCUGCAGCGGGCUUACAGCCGUGUCUUUGGCGGUACGCAGCCUGACCUUAACACAAAACUGAUGCUGGUGCUCACCGCCGCCGUCAGCCACACGCCAGACUGGGAGCAGAAGCUGGACUGGAUCCUGCGGCAGCAGCCGCCGUUCGGACACGCCGACCCAGAUGACAUUGACUUCAUUCAUGCCGAUAUGCGGAUCUGUGGCGCCGGCCGGCUGCCGGACUGGCUGCAGCGGCUGCAGGCCCUGCGCGCGCGCAACGUGCCGCUGCCGCCUCUAAGUGACCUGGCGGCGUGGGCUGCCCAUAUGAAUGACGCUGCCGCGCUUACGUGGCUGCUGGCGGAGCAGGGCGCAGCAGGCGCGGUAGUGAGCGACGAGUUAGCGCACAUUGCUGCGACGUCUGGGCACGUGCCGAUACUCGCCGCGCUGCAAAACCGGGGCUACACGUUCUCAGGGCGACACACGCGGGAUGCGGCUCUAUACGGCAAAGCGGCGGCGGUGAGCUGGCUCCUCGCGCAGCCGCUGCAGCCCUCCGUAGACGACUUGGAAGCCGUGUUUAACGGCUUGGCGUACACGGGCGCGGACCUGACCACGCUUCAGCAGCUGCACGAGCGGCACGGCGCGCCCAUUCACCUGGAGACGGUGGCGGAUCACGGCAGCAUGGAGGCGCUGGAGUGGGCGGUGACGGUGGUGCGGGGACACUGGGGCGAGGCGCGUCGCGGCGCCCAGCAGGACGUGGACCAGCUGCUUCUCGCGAUCCAAGACACCGGCGUGGUGUGGCGGACGGCGCUGUCCGGCAACCUGGCGGCGGCGGACUGGCUCACGCAGCUGCUGGUGAUGAACGGGUUCCGUCAGGGCCCAACCCUGCCGGCGGCCGAUGCAUUGUGCGAUGCGGCACGCGGCGGCUCGGGUAGCACCUUUGGGGCACUGCGCUGGUGGCUGCGGCAGCGGCAGGAGGGGCACGGUGCGCAGUCGGUGGCGCAGGAUGAGAGCGAGGGGCGCCAGCCGGCUGAGGGCGCUCUGACAGACACCGAAUGGCGGACGGUAUUGCAGGGUGUGGCGUCGUUUGUGUGUGCCAAGCCGGUGUACCCCCCGUAUUUGACGUACUCACGCGCGCAGUGGAACUGGGUGGUGGCUAAGCGGCUGGAGGCGGCUGCGCAGGCGGAGGCGGCGGGGCAGGCGGGCGCGGUGGCGGCGGCGCAGGCGGAGGCGGAGGGUCUGGUGGCGGAGUGGGCGAAGGGAAGCGAGCCAUAGCACCGGUGGGCCAGCCGGUGCGGUGAAGUUUCCCGCGGUGUGCCUAGGCUGCAGCGGCGUGCACGGCGCCCUGACUUGCAAGGCCGGGGGCGGGCGUGCAGGUUGCCUGCAGCAGGAUGAGCGGGUGGCGGCGGACGCGAAGGCGGGUGAUUGGGUGCAGCGCGGAAAUCAGUUUGGCAGUUAUUGGUCAAACGGCCUUCAUCAGAGACGGUUGCUGUGCGUGGCGGUACCAAUGAGACUUGUGCUUGAAUGUAAUAGAUUUGCCUAGAGGGCAUGCACUUUUCAUGGCUUGCUCAGUCUGGUUGCGCGUUCCGCGUUGCACAUGUAACAGCAUCAUGCGGACCUAGGCGUAUUACUGCUGGCGUGAGCACUCCGCAUGUGCGCUCGCCUGAGCCAGCAGAGUAGCGGGUGGGAGCAGCGUGGGCCGAGGGGCGGCUAGAUACGCUAUCAC